GUUACUUUGCGCUUGAAACUGCCAGCGCCAGAAUGCUGACCGUUGCUCUUCUUGCCCUUCUUUGUGCCACCGCCUCGGCCAAUUCCAUUCAGAUCAGGGCCUCCUCCUACAACGGAGAGUAUGGCGGCGGCGGCGGCGAACGGUUCUCUCAUUCUGGCAACCAGCUGGACGGCCCCAUCACCGCCCUCCGUGUCCGAGUCAACAGAUACUACAUUGUAGGUCUCCAGGUGCGCUAUGGCAAGGUGUGGAGUGACUACGUGGGUGGCACCCAGGGAGACCUGGAGGAGAUCUUCCUGCACCCAGGGGAGUCGGUGAUCCAGGUGUCCGGCAAGUACAAGUACUACCUGCGGAAGCUGGUCUUCGUCACUAACAAGGGCCGCUACCUGCCUUUCGGGAAAGACACAGGCACGAGUUUCAAUGCCGCCCCAUUGCACCCCAACAAUGUGCUGCGAUACAUCAGUGGCCGGGCAGGCUCCCUCAUCAAUGCCAUCGGCCUGCACUGGGACGAAUACCCCACUGACUGCUGAGCCCCAGCCACCUGCAGUGGGGGUAUGAGAACCCCUCACCACUCACUCCAUCCACGUGGUGCAACAAAACAAUAAAAGGGCAUGGCUAAGG
Rhinolophus ferrumequinum (greater horseshoe bat) is the source of this 618-nucleotide messenger RNA. RefSeq names its product zymogen granule protein 16 (gene ZG16). Lineage: Eukaryota; Metazoa; Chordata; Mammalia; Chiroptera; Rhinolophidae. Bases 33 to 527 code for a protein of 164 amino acids. The transcript is spliced from 4 exons. The record is from RefSeq and is a predicted model, not a curated record.